Molecule: messenger RNA, 674 nt
Organism: Vanessa tameamea
Lineage: Eukaryota; Metazoa; Arthropoda; Insecta; Lepidoptera; Nymphalidae
Product: ARL14 effector protein
Exons: 3
Coding region: 156-461 (101 amino acids)
Cellular component (GO): intracellular membrane-bounded organelle
Source: RefSeq, a predicted model, not a curated record
CUGGCAUGUGUCAAGUUAAAUCAAGACAUGUAUUUCUAGAAUAACGUAACAAAUUUACAAUAAUAAUAAUGAAAUGUUAAAUAAUUCGAUUUAUAUAUUUCUUGGUAUUAAGAGCUGUGAACUUUUAAUAAAAAAAAAUAGAUAAGAAAACAAAGAUGCGCUUCUUGGAAAACUUCGACCCUGAAACAUCAGCUCGUGAACGACGAAAAUUAAAUCGGAAAAGCUAUUUUAUGAAUCGCAACACUAAAAAAAUCUACAAUGAGCGUGGACAAUUAGCAGCGACUGGUAAGGACCUCUGCGAUUGUUUAGAUGAAGUAUGUCCUGGUUGUCACUUCCCUUGCUCAAAAUGUACAUCCAACAAAUGUGGACAUGAAUGCAGGGUUAACAGAAAAUGGAUGUAUGAAAAAAUUGAAAUAGAGGGGAAUGAUUUUGUCAUAAGAAAUGUCUACAGGCGAAAAUAAUAAUAGUAUUUUAAAUCAUUCAUUGGCUAAUAACUUGAAAAAAUAUUCAACUUCCAAUUCACCAUCUUCUGGUAGAUCUGUACAAUGGACUGCAUUAUGUACUAUGUUUUUUCCAUAUAGUGCUCUGAUUGAAUCGGGAUAUAGUUGACGACUCAGUUCCUGUGAAAUGAGAAUACAUCUAAAUUAAAUGGUAAAUAAAAUUUUAGGACAUUA